Phalaenopsis equestris is the source of this 3012-nucleotide messenger RNA. RefSeq names its product CRM-domain containing factor CFM3, chloroplastic/mitochondrial-like. The record is from RefSeq and is a predicted model, not a curated record. Gene Ontology annotation, biological process: RNA splicing, via transesterification reactions. NCBI's taxonomy places the organism in Eukaryota, Viridiplantae, Streptophyta, Magnoliopsida, Asparagales, Orchidaceae. Gene Ontology annotation, molecular function: mRNA binding.
GUCCGGACAACCACAUUGCAUCUACGGGCUUUCACCUCGCGGCUCCUUAUCCAAACUCCCAGAGAAGAGUGCCGGUUCCGCUGUUUCGCUGGAACUUCAAGGACGUAUAUCCGAUAUGCCGGGAAAGUGAAGUUGAUUCUCAUCUACGGGCGCUGGUAAUUUCAAUGGCUCUCUCAACAGUGAAGAUAUCAGAGCUCUCUUUCCACAGUUCCAUGAUUUCCAAGCCCCUUCGCAACAAUCCCUCUCUCUCCCGCCUCCUUCACCGCCGCUUUCUUCUCCUAUUCUCCACCACAGCUUCCCUCCACUUCGCGGAACGCACGUCCUGUGGAGGCGCCGGAACCGAUUCUCGUCGUUCCUUCCUCCAUCGAAAAUCAAAAUGGGACGACGACGCCUGUUUUGAUGAAAAUUCGAACCAGAUAACCGCCACUCCCUCCUGGAUCCAGCAAUGGAAUACCCCGGAACCCCAGACAUCCCCAGCCACCCGAGAUGCAGGAGGCUCCAUAGACAGGAUCGUCCAUCGGCUUCGUAGUCUAGGUCUGGGUCUAGAUGAUGAUGAUGAUGAAAUGGAAGAAGUGGAGGUGAAGCCGCAAGUUCAGUUGGACGGCAGCGAGAGGUUGGGAGAUUUACUUGAGCGAAGCUGGAAUCGGCCCGAUACCCAGUACGUGGACCAGCCGGUUCUGCCAUGGGAGAGGGACGGGUAUAAUCAGUUCACGGAGGGAGAAGAUGGGAACCAGAAGAAGAAAAAGAGGGUGAGGGCGCCGUGGCUUGCGGAACUUACCAUUGAAGAUUCGGAGCUCAGGAGGCUGAGGCAGCUCGGGAUGACGCUGAGGGAGAGGAUUAGCGUGCCCAAGGCUGGGCUCACUCAGCCUGUACUGGAAAAGAUUCAUGAUACCUGGCGAAAGUCGGAGCUGGUGCGGCUCAGGUUCCAUGAGGCGCUGGCACGUGACAUGAAAACGGCGCAUAAACUAGUUGAGCGUCGAACAGGUGGAUUGGUUAUAUGGAGAUCAGGCAGCGUGAUGAUAGUUUAUCAAGGAAGCAACUAUAAACGACCUUCCAAGUUCCAAAUUUCUCAAAUUGAAGUGAACUCAAAUAAGAUACUAGAUGAAGAUGAUCAACAUUUUGUUCCAGAUAUUUCGAGUGCUACUAUGUUAUCUAGUGAAAAAAGAGACCAUGAUUCAUCUUCAAGUUCAAAUCAUAUCAAACCAUUUCAGAUUAUCAGAAAGCCUGUUGAAAGCAUGACCGAGGAGGAAGCAGAGUACAAUAUAUUACUUGAUGAAUUGGGCCCUCGUUUUGUUGAUUGGUGGGGAAUUGGGAUAUUGCCUGUAGAUGCUGACUUACUACCUCAAACUGUUCCUGGAUUUAAAACUCCUUUCAGACUUCUUCCAGUGGGAAUGCGUUCAAGGCUUACUAAUUCGGAGAUGACAGAUCUUCGCAAGCUUGCGAAAGGACUUCCGUGCCAUUUUGCCUUAGGGAGAAAUAGACACCACCAAGGUCUGACGGUUGCCAUACUGAAGCUUUGGGAGAAGAGUUUAGUUGCCAAGAUUGCCAUCAAGCAGGGAAUUCAAAAUACAAAUAACAAACUAAUGGCUGAGGAACUAAAGAAUCUUACUGGAGGUGUUUUACUUCUUCGGAACAAAUAUUUCAUUGUCAUCUAUCGCGGAAAGGAUUUUCUCCCUUCUUCAGUGGCAACUGCUUUGGCUGAAAGGCAGCAAAUAACAAAAGAUAUUCAAGAUUCAAGAAGUAGAAGAAAUGAAGAGAAUUCACGCAGUAGUAUAGCAAGACAAUCCUGCACUGAGAAAAGACUUGAAGGACAUGCACUAGCUGGAACUUUGGCUGAAUUCCAAGAGGCUCAGGCACAAUGGGGAAGAGUUAUAACUGAUGGUGAGCGUGAUGCAAUGAAACAAGAAGCUUUCAGAGUUAAAGCAGCUCGAUUGUUCAAGAAGAUGGAACAUAAACUUUACAUUGCCCAAGUCAAAAAGUUGAGAGCAGAGAAACUUCUGGCAAAGAUCGAAGCAUCUAUGAUUCCUAUCAAUCCGUCAGAUGACCAGGAGACAAUAACUGACGAAGAAAAAUCCGUAUUCCGUAGAAUUGGUUUACGGAUGAAGGCAUAUUUACCACUUGGUAUCAGGGGAGUUUUUGAUGGAGUCAUUGAGAAUAUGCACUUGCAUUGGAAACAUAGAGAGCUUGUGAAGUUAAUAUCAAAGCAAAAAACCCUUGCAUUUGUUGAAGACACAGCACGAUUUUUGGAAUAUGAAAGUGGGGGAAUAUUAGUGGCCAUUGAAAGAGUUCCAAAGGGGUUCGCUCUUGUCUAUUAUCGUGGAAAGAACUACCAGAGACCUAUUUGCUUGAGGCCAAGAAAUCUGUUAACAAAGGCAAAAGCGCUAAAGCGUUCAGUUGCAAUGCAACGCCACGAGGCAUUGACCCAACACAUAAUUGAGCUUGAGGAAACCAUUAAGCGGAUGAAGUUAGAUCUGGGUUAUUUGGAAGUUGACGAGAGCUCUUCCAUUAAUUCAGCUAAUAUUCAAUCUGAUCAUGAUUUGGGUCUCAAUGAGAUGGAGAAUGAAGAUUUUGAAGAUUACUCUGAUUGUGAUAGUAGUGACAGCAACGAGGGAACUGUGACUGAUUUCCAGCGCCUUGAUUUGGCUUUCAGUGAGGUUCUAAAUGAAGAUGGUGAAGAUUUUUUUUCAUCAUGACCAUUCUACUUUUAUGUGACGUGGAUGUAGUUACUUCUAACGGGCAAGACAAAUAAAGUUCUCCAUUGGCAUGGCGGGCUAAAAGCUUUAAUUUUGUUAUUUGAUUAUUCUUUCAGAUAUGGUAAAAGGUAGCCUCCAAUUUCCACUCUUCUAUGUCUAUUUAUAGUUGAAAUGAUAGUUCUUUUAUCCAGAUACCAGUCUAGUAACUGGUAUAAAAUGGUAACAAAACAUGUUCUUUAUAUUUGUGGAACCAAGAUCCUCUCUUCUUCUUUGAAUAGAAGUCCUUCGAAAAAGAAACGGGACUAUGACAUUAUUAUUG